Molecule: messenger RNA, 864 nt
Organism: Xiphophorus couchianus (Monterrey platyfish)
Lineage: Eukaryota; Metazoa; Chordata; Actinopteri; Cyprinodontiformes; Poeciliidae
Product: oocyte zinc finger protein XlCOF8.4-like
Exons: 2
Biological process (GO): regulation of transcription by RNA polymerase II
Molecular function (GO): DNA-binding transcription factor activity, RNA polymerase II-specific; RNA polymerase II cis-regulatory region sequence-specific DNA binding
Source: RefSeq, a predicted model, not a curated record
UCUUCAAUAAUUUAGUGUUUCUUGGGUCUUAGUUGUAUUUUUCUCUUUUCUGCUGCAGCUGUUUUCUAUUAUUACUAUGAAAAGACUUUAGGUUUUUCAAAGAGAACUGGCACUGUAUGAGAAAUCUUUAGAUGUGAUGAUCGUAAGAUCCACAAGGUGGCGGUAAUGCAAUGACAUGAAUGAACGACAGUCAUAAAAUCCCAAAGAAGAAGAAGAAGAAGACAAAGAAAAUGGCGCAUGGUCUGUUUGGUUGAAUGUUCGACUGUUUCUCUAAACGAGUUUAUCAACGAGCCGUUAACUGCUGCUGAAGAAACAUUCACAGAGUUUAAAGAAAUCAUCGUCAAGUCGGAGGAAGAGAUGGAUGAUCAUCGCAGACUGCUGGAUUUCUCCCGGAGGCCCCAGAUAAUCUUACACCGAAUAGAUUCCCUGCAGUGUAACGUUUAUAACCAGGAGAGGAGAUCCACUCUGGACCAGGAGGAGUCAGAACCUCUGCAGGUGAAACAAGAACAAGAAGAGCCAGAAGAUCAGCAGAUAAAAUUAGAGAAGGAGGAUCUAGAAUAUCUGCAGAUAAAAGUGGAUGAAAAAGAAGGUUACAACAGUCAGGGUGAUGAACAGCUUGAGCUAAAACAGGAGACUGAUAUCUGCAUGAUGGUUCCUGUUUAUGAACAAACAGACCACACUGAAUCAGAACCAAACAGGAACCAAGACAUCUUCCAGGAAGCUGCUGCAGCUGAGAACCAAAAUCAGGAAAGAAGAAAACCUUUCUCAUGUGUCAUUUGUGAAAAGCGUUUUGCUUUCAGAGCUGCUUUUGAGGCUCACAUGAGAACUCAUACGGGUGAAAAGCCAUUUUCAUGUAUGACUUGU